Messenger RNA from Perkinsus marinus ATCC 50983, 783 nucleotides. RefSeq lists its product as hypothetical. The record is from RefSeq and is a predicted model, not a curated record. Gene Ontology annotation, molecular function: 2 iron, 2 sulfur cluster binding. The transcript has 5 exons. NCBI's taxonomy places the organism in Eukaryota, Perkinsozoa, Perkinsida, Perkinsidae. Bases 25 to 732 code for a protein of 235 amino acids.
UGCGUCUAGUUCCUUCUGAUCCCUAUGAGUUCCUCCUCCGCCUCGUCCACCCCGAGAGACGGCACCGAAUCAGAUGGUGAGUCCCAGCGGUCUAGUGCGGCUAUAGCGAAUGAGAACCGACACGUUGGCCUGGAAGGAUCGCAGUGGCAUGCAGUAUGCACUCUCUCACGACUGAGAAGGGAGGGACGGGUUCAUACACAGGUCGAUGGACGAUUCGUAUCAGUGUUAUAUGAUCCCCGACCACAGAGUGGGAGCAAGGCACCUGUCAUAUACUGUCUAGAUUCUAUUUGUUAUCACAUGGGUGGUCCCUUGACCACGGGAGAUAUCGAGGAUAUUGACGGCAUUCCCAGCCUCAGUUGUCCUUGGCAUCAAUAUAAGAUCAACUUGCGGGAUGGUUCUCGACUUUCCCGCCCAGUUACUUUUGAACCAAAGACUCGGAAGCCAAUACCGGGCAAGUGGGAGAGUGGUCCCAAGUGUGUCCAGCGCAUACACGAUGUUCGUUGUACAGCCGAUGGGCAAGUUGAAGUGAGGCUCACUGUGGAAAGCAGUCAGCCCGUGCUCAGCGAUAAAUACGCAUACAACUCCCGUGCUGCUCGUAACCUGACCAUAAAGGGAAGCUCUUCCGAGCAGUUGGACUCCUCCAGGCCUCCCCCGUGCGUGAUGGACUAUUAUAAUUCCCCCCGCAAUUUCAAGAGGAGGUUGUGUGCCCGCCAAUCGACUAUCGGGAAUUGAAUCCUCUGCAUUACUCGAUAGCCCUCCGACUAUCGGACUAUUACGUUUCGA